Molecule: messenger RNA, 803 nt
Organism: Toxotes jaculatrix (banded archerfish)
Lineage: Eukaryota; Metazoa; Chordata; Actinopteri; Toxotidae
Product: histidine triad nucleotide-binding protein 3-like
Exons: 5
Coding region: 20-532 (170 amino acids)
Molecular function (GO): catalytic activity
Source: RefSeq, a predicted model, not a curated record
GACAAGUGAGCUCAGUGUUAUGGGACAGUGUUUCUAUACGCGCGGAAAUAUGGCGAGUGACAAAACAGACUCAUGUGAAGAAACUGUUGAAACUUGUAUUUUUUGUUUGAUAGCCAGCGGCCGAGACACAGACGCGAAAGUUCUUACAAAGAACAAGGAGCUGGUGUGUUUCAGGGACAUUGACCCUGCUGCUCCUCACCACUAUCUUGUUGUACCCAGACAGCACAUACACAGCUGCUUGUCUCUGCAAAAGGAACACAUCGGCCUCGUAAAAAGGAUGGCUGAAAUGGGGAAAGCUGUACUACAUGAGCAAGGGAUCACUGAUGUGAAGGACAUCAGGCUGGGGUUCCACCGACCUCCCUACAUUUCAGUAGCUCACCUCCACCUCCACGUGCUCGCCCCCACCAGCCAAAUCUCAGAGCACAUGAUUUAUAAAUUCAUUCCAAGGACCAGCAGUUUUAUUUCUGAAAAACAGCUACGCAAGUAUCUAAAAGAUAAGCCUCCACGAAUCAGGAAGCAUUUUGAAAGCUGACUGAGGUUUCUGUGAGCCAGCAGCUCCCAAACUGUACCUUGGAUCACUGAUGAAGAAUGAAAAAAGCACUUCAGAAGAGUAUCUGAACCAGAAUCAGCCACACAGACAGACAGUGAAAUUACAGAACAUUAUCUAGAAACUGAGCCUGCAAAUUAGAUUAUUAGAGGACAGUUGAUUGAUGUUAUUUAGCACUAUAAUGCAAUGUAUGAUCUGUUAUGCUGGAUCUUAUAAUGAAAUGUUUUACUUAAAAGAUUUUUAUUUUACAACUCUG